UCAGUCAGCUGGGAAACCAGCACUUCAGGAAAAUCAGGAAACUUGAGGAAAACUGCAAGAGUCUCCCUCAAGGAGAGGUUCUUAACCUGGAGGUCAGGACCCCCCUGGGGGGGUGAGUGCGGUGCUGUAAAGGCAACACAUUUCCACAAAAUACUGACGACUGCAUGCCAGCUCUGUUGAAUAGCUUCACUUCUCGAAGAUUUUCCGUUGGCGUGUUCGAACAGGGCUGCUGCUCUCACUUCCUCAUAGGCCCGGUGCCUGGGCCAGGGGGGGGGGGGGAGCAGACAGCCCGGAGCUAGGCGGAGCCAGCGGGGCCCAGCUUGCGCAAACGUCCGCAGGUGACCCAUAAGACCGGGCUCAGCCUCCUCUCGUUUCAUUAGCUGCGCGCAAGCUGACAAUGGCCGGCGAUCGUCACCUGUUAUGGAUCCUCUCCCUCUGUGCCUCGCUCGUCCUCUCAGGUAGCCGUACUCUAGACGGAGUGGCAGUUUACGAGGUCAUUCGACCAGUCAGACUUCAUUCCCUUUAUAAGCGAGACGUAGAGUCAUCCAGGCCUGACGUGGUGAAAUACGCCAUGACUCUCCAUGGGAAGCACAUCGAGAUGGAACUGCAGAAAAACAAAGAUUUACUGACCAAGGACUACACUGAGACAUAUUACACGAAAGAGGGGACACCCGUCACGACCAAACCUGAGGCGCUGGACCUCUGCUACUACCAGGGGAAGAUCGUGAAUGACAGCGGCUCCCUGGUCAGCAUGAGCACUUGUGAUGGAUUACGAGGUUAUUUCCAGACCGCCGAACAGAGGUUUCUCAUCGAGCCGCUGUCUGAGGACGGCGACCACGCUGUGCUGAAGUAUGAAGACGUGAACAACACCCCCAUGGUGUGCGGGGUCACCAACACCAGCUGGGACACCAACACCGAUGGCUUCCCCCCUCACACCGGCAAAUCCCGAAGCCGGUUUUCGGGUUCAACAUCGUUACAGCAGCAGAAAUACAAUGAACUCUUCCUUGUUGCAGACAACAGAAUGUACGUGAAGAUGGACAAGGACAUAGACAAAGUGAGGAAGAGGAUGUACGAAAUCGUCAACUUUGUCAACACUGUGUAUAAAGAAAUAAGCACCUUCAUCGCCGUGGUCGGGCUGGAAGUGUGGACGGACUCGGACAAGAUCAAUGUGACGACGCCGGCCGGAGAAACCCUGGACAAAUUCACCAAAUGGAGAAACGAUGAUCUGCUGAAACGCCAGCAGCAUGACAAUGCCCAUCUCAUCACUGCUAUAGACUUCGAUGGUUCAACAGUGGGGCUGGCGUUCAUUGGCACCCUGUGCUCAGGCCAUUCCACGGGAGUCAUCCAGGACCACAACCCACGCGCUGUCGCCGUUGGGGCCACCCUGUCGCACGAGAUGGGCCACAACCUGGGCAUGAACCAUGACACCAGCUCCUGCACCUGCACCGACAACAGCUGCAUCAUGGCUGCUGCACUCAGCUACACCAUUCCUCAGCACUUCAGCAGCUGCAGUGUGAACAGUUUUGAGCAGUACCUGAACUCCCGCAACCCCGAGUGCCUGCUCAACAAGCCCGAGGAUACCAAACUCCUUCAGCCGCCCGUGUGUGGCAACGGCUUCAAGGAGAUCGGGGAGCAGUGCGACUGCGGCACGGCCACGGAGUGCCCAUGCUGCAACGCCACCACCUGUAUGCUCAAGAUGGGCUCGGAGUGCGCAGAAGGGGAGUGCUGCAGGGAGUGCAAGAUCUUGGACUCCUCAUACAUGUGCCGGGAGAAGCACGACGAGUGCGACCUUGCAGAGUACUGCUCGGGCCAGUCCGGCGUCUGCCCCGAGGAUGUCUUCGCCGUCAACGGUCUGCCCUGCAAGAACAAAAUGGGCUACUGCUACAACGGGAGUUGCCCACUGCGGAAAGACGAGUGCAUCAAAAUGUGGGGAGCAGAUGCCGUUGUGGCAAGCAACCACUGCUACGAGCAGAACAAGAGGGGUUUGUUCUACGGCUUCUGCUCCCGCCCCUCUAGCGAACAGUUCAUCGGCUGCCAGACAGAGGACAUACUGUGUGGAAAGCUCUUCUGCAGUAAAGGACAGGAAAACCCUAUCAACUCCAACGGACGCCUGGCCAGGAUCGGCGACUGCAAGACCACUUUCUUCGACAACAUAAGCAAGGACAAUUCUCUAGUGGAAACGGGCACCAAGUGCGAUAAUGACAAGGUUUGCAGCAAGAACCAGUGUGUGGACCUAGAAACCGCCUACAAGGCCACAAACUGCUCAGCCAAAUGCCAAGGACACGGGGUGUGCAAUCACAAGCUGGAGUGUACUUGUGAGCCUGGCUGGCUCCCGCCUGACUGUGAGAGGCGUUCCACCAGCGGCCUAUCCAGAAGUGGAGUCAUUGCCGUUGUUGUGGUGACCUUCAUCCUACUGGGGAUCGUCCUAGCUCUGGUUGCCAUCUAUCUUAUGAAACGCAGAAAGCGCCAGUGUCAGACUAGCCGUCAGAUGCGGAAGAAAGAGCCUGCACCAAUCAGCAAAUCCUACUUCAGCCCUCAGAGAGUAACCCCUCCUAUGUUGGUACAUCCUAAAGGUCCCCCGCCUCAUCCUCCUAAGGGCUCACCCAAAGUCCCGACCACAGCUCCGCCCAAGGUCCCGCCGACAGCUCCGCCCAAGGUCCCGCCGACAGCUCCGCCCAAGGUCCCGCCUACAGCUCCGCCCAAGGUCCCGCCUACAGCUCUGCCCAAAAGCCUGCACACAGACUUCAGAGCAGCAAAGCAGGCUCUCAGACCACCUCCUCCUGCACCAAAGGUGUGACAUCCGCCUCCACUGGACUGACGUACGGAACAAACCGGCCUUGAGACCUCAGGAUCUCACAAACUGGGCCCCCAAGCACCUAAAGAGGACUGAUGAACUUAAACUACUUGAGUUUUGUGUGGCCGUCUACUGGCCAACACAGAAAGUGCAGCUAAUGCUGUGCAGAAUCCAAACCUAUCUUCUGUAAAUCCAGCUCCUGAAGGCCAGCUCGCUGCAGAGCUUGGGUCCUCUUGCAAAAUAACAAAUCUGGUGUGUUAAAACAGAGGAUGUGUUGUAAACUAUGCAGCGGCGUAGGUCUGCAGGGCUGGAUUUGUGCCACUGGUUGGUCUCAGGAGAGUGCCAUUCUGUGGUAUGAUGCCUCCUAUUGGAGCCUUUCAUGUAUAGAACUUGAAUUUGUAUAGAAUAAUUUAUUUUCCCACUUGUGUGCUGUGUGUGUGUGUGUGUGUGUGUGUAAUAUAUAU
Messenger RNA from Electrophorus electricus (electric eel), 3258 nucleotides. RefSeq names its product ADAM metallopeptidase domain 28 (gene adam28). Lineage: Eukaryota; Metazoa; Chordata; Actinopteri; Gymnotiformes; Gymnotidae. Gene Ontology annotation, cellular component: plasma membrane. Gene Ontology annotation, molecular function: metalloendopeptidase activity. The record is from RefSeq and is a predicted model, not a curated record. Gene Ontology annotation, biological process: proteolysis.